Molecule: messenger RNA, 483 nt
Organism: Acanthosepion pharaonis
Lineage: Eukaryota; Metazoa; Mollusca; Cephalopoda; Sepiida; Sepiidae
Source: the annotation of a GenBank genome assembly
AUGUCCCAGCUUAAUUCCUUCAAGGCUGUAGAAGAUUCCUUUCAGCAACCAAAUGGUAAUGCUUCAGUCGACUUCAUGUCCCAGCUUAAUUCCUUCAAGGCUGUAGAAGAUUCCUUUCAGCAACCAAAUGGCAAUGCUUCAGUCGACUUCAUGUCCCAGCUUAAUUCCUUCAAGGCUGUAGAAGAUUCCUUUCAGCAACCAAAUGGUAAUGCUUCAGUCGACUUCAUGUCCCAGCUUAAUUCCUUCAAGGCUGUAGAAGUUUCCUUUCAGCAACCAAAUGGUAAUGCUUCAGUCGACUUCAUGUCCCAGCUUAAUUCCUUCAAGGCUGUAGAAGAUUCCUUUCAGCAACCAAAUGGUAAUGCUUCAGUCGACUUCAUGUCCCAGCUUAAUUCCUUCAAGGCUGUAGAAGAUUCCUUUCAGCAACCAAGUGGUAAUGCUUCAGAGACGACUUCAUAUCCCAGCUUAAUUCCUUCAAGGCUGUAG